Triticum turgidum subsp. durum (durum wheat) is the source of this 1398-nucleotide messenger RNA. The record is from the annotation of a GenBank genome assembly. NCBI's taxonomy places the organism in Eukaryota, Viridiplantae, Streptophyta, Magnoliopsida, Poales, Poaceae.
AUGGCGGCGGAGAGGGUCAAGGACGCCGGCGUCCUCGCCAUGGACAUCUACUUCCCGCCCAACUGCGUCCUCCAGGAAGAACUGGAAACUCAUGAUGGCGUGAGCAAAGGGAAGUACACCAUUGGGCUUGGGCAGGAUAGCAUGGCCUUUUGCACUGAAGUGGAGGAUGUCAUUUCAAUGAGCUUGACAGUGGUGAAGACUCUCCUGAAAAAUUAUAACAUCGAUCCAAAGUGCAUUGGACGUUUGGAAGUUGGCAGUGAAACUGUAAUAGACAAGAGCAAGUCUAUAAAGACAUGGUUGAUGCAAAUAUUUGAGGAGUGUGGCAAUACUGAUAUUGAAGGAGUUGAUUCCUCAAAUGCAUGUUAUGGUGGAACAGCUGCUUUGUUUAAUUGUGUUAAUUGGGUUGAGAGCAACUCAUGGGAUGGACGUUAUGGGCUCGUUGUUUGCACAGACAGCGCGGUUUAUGCUGAAGGGCCGGCUCGUCCUACUGGCGGUGCAGCUGCUAUUGCAAUGCUGAUUGGACCAAAUGCUCCUAUUUCAUUGGAAAGCAAAUUUAGAGGGUCUCAUAUGGCACAUGUUUAUGACUUUUACAAGCCUGAUCUUGCGAGCGAAUAUCCGGUGGUCGAUGGGAAGCUGUCACAGACAUGCUAUCUCAUGGCACUGGAUUCCUGCUACAAGACCUUCUGCAAAAGGUACGAAAAGAUUGAAGGGAAGCCAUUUUCAAUCGUCGACGCAGAUUCUUUUGUAUUUCAUUCUCCAUACAACAAGCUUGUACAGAAAAGUUUUGCUCGUUUAUACUACAAUGACUUCUUGAGAAACUGCAGCAUUGUUGACAAAGACUCAAGGGAAAAAUUGGAGCCCUACUCGGGCCUGUCAUCCGAAGAAAGCUAUCAGAGUCGAGACCUCGAGAAGGUUUGUCAGCAAGUUGCGAAGCCGCUGUAUGACACCAAGGUUCAACCAACAACAUUGAUCCCGAAGCAACUCGGGAACAUGUAUACGGCAUCGCUCUAUGCUGCUUUUGCAUCAGUUGUCCACAACAAACACGAUGCUCUGGUGGGCCAGAGGAUCGUCAUGUUCUCCUACGGCAGUGGCAUGACGUCGACAAUGUUCUCCUUCAAAAUCAACGAAGGCCAGCAUCCGUUCAGCCUAUCGAACAUCGCAAGCAUACUGGACAUCUCCAACAAAUUGGAGUCUAGGCAUGUGGUUCCGCCGAAGAAAUUCGUCGAGGCGCUGAAGCUGAUGGAGCACCGCUAUGGCGCCAAGGACUUCGUCACCAGCCAGGACACGCGCUUGCUCGUCCCAGGCACCUACUACCUCACCCAUGUCGACUCCAUGUACCGCCGGUUCUACGCCGUGAAAGGCGACGCCGCGGCAACUCCGGUAACAAAUGGCCAUUGA